AUGGGACCCAUCGAACCAGACGCGCAGACGCAACGGCUGGAAGUACUUCAAGAGACAAUGUUGACUACCACCCGAAACGGACGAAUCGACCAUUACAGCCCGACAAACAAUCCGCAGCUGGCCAGAAAGAUAUACACCGAAUGCCAAUACGUCGGAGCUGUCGAUCAACGUAUCUCGCGCUACGAUUGGGUCAAACCAGCCGGAACGGCACGCGAAAGAAGAGGCAACGCACGUGCCAAGUGCGGACCAAGCUCAGCAGGGAUUGACCAAAAGAAAGAUGUAUGA
Messenger RNA from Echinostoma caproni, 285 nucleotides. Lineage: Eukaryota; Metazoa; Platyhelminthes; Trematoda; Plagiorchiida; Echinostomatidae. The record is from the annotation of a GenBank genome assembly.